Messenger RNA from Labrus bergylta (ballan wrasse), 2164 nucleotides. RefSeq names its product abhydrolase domain containing 14B (gene abhd14b). Gene Ontology annotation, cellular component: cytoplasm. Gene Ontology annotation, biological process: positive regulation of transcription by RNA polymerase II. NCBI's taxonomy places the organism in Eukaryota, Metazoa, Chordata, Actinopteri, Labriformes, Labridae. Gene Ontology annotation, molecular function: hydrolase activity. The record is from RefSeq and is a predicted model, not a curated record.
GGGAAAUCAAGUGAAAGUCCAGCUGCUUGAAGUCUGAAGUAUAUCCUGGUUUCAUGACUGCAGGCUGUGAGGUAAGAAGAAGAAGAAGGAUGUCAUCUGUGAAGAUGUCAGAAGGGAGCGUUCAGGUGAGCAGCUGCACAGCUCCGCUCUUCUUCAGACAAAGUGAACCUUCCUCAGGGAAGGCGAGGAUGUCACUUUUACUCCUGCACGGCAUCCGUUUCUCCUCAGAAAACUGGCUCAACAUCGGCACUCUGGACACUCUGGCCAGAAGCGGCUGCCGGGCUGUUGCCAUCGACCUGCCAGGACUCGGCAGGUCUAAGUCAGCUGAGGCCCCGGCUGCGGUGGGAGAACUGGCCCCUGCAGGUUUCCUGAAGGAUGUGUGUGAUCAGCUGAACCUAAGCCCGGUGGUGGUGAUCAGCCCGUCCCUCAGCGGGAUGUACUCGCUCCCCUUUCUCAUGCAGCACCAGGAUCUUAUCCGAGGUUACGUCCCCGUGGCUCCAAUCUGCACCGACAAAUUCACAGCAGAGCAGUACCAGAGUGUGAAGGUCCCAUCGCUGAUCGUUUAUGGAGACCAGGACGCUCAGCUCGGAGAACUGUCACUCCGCAACCUGAGCAGUCUGGCCAAUCACAGUGUGGUGAUGAUGAAAGGGGCGGGUCACCCCUGUUACCUGGACGACCCGGACACUUGGCACAAAGCGCUCACAGACUUUGUGAACACGCUGUGAAGAGAUUCUUACAGCAUUGUCACGAAUAAAUGACCGACAUAUUAUUCAUUCACUAGAGUUGAAGGCCACUCACGUCCUGCUGAUUUUGACUUUAUUAAGUACAAUCAGUAUAAGAUGAGCUAUUCAAGAUUUUAUAAUAAUAAGAGGAUAUGAGGCUCAGAGUUUUUAAGCGUAUCAUAUUAAAAAUGAAGGUGGGAACUUUUUGUUUGGGUCACUUUUCAGGCUCCCUGACAAAGUGGUAUCUCUUUGACUCUGAGGAUUCUGUCAGUGGUGUUAUUUAAAAGAAAAAAAAUCUCAUCCUGCUCUCUGUAAAAGUCAAAUGUAUCACCUUUUGAGAAUGUCAGUCACUUUUUCUGUCACCUACUCUUUGGCAGCUGUUUCAGGCAACAAAUGAAAACUACAUAGAUUAUUUCUAUCUUUAUUUUAAUUGUCUUUUGUAAGUCAUAAAGAGCAAAAAUAUGAAGUUAAACUCACUGGAGCUUCAAAGUAAUCAUUUAAAGUAUUUAAUCUAAAUCUAAAUCUUUUUUUUUUUUUUUUUACGUCAUUAUCUUUAACCAAAUGUGGUCCCAAUACCACAAUAAUUGAGCCCUUACGUUAAACGAUGUUGUGUAACAUAUUAUAAGUGAGUCAAUGACAUAACCAGGGAGAAACAGCAGCAUACAGUCAGUGAGGCGUUUUCAAUAACACACCAGUGGUUAGCCGUCCAUCGAGGGGAAACCGAGCUAAUGCAACUGACUGACUAUUCAACUCUUUAAAGUGAUGUCAUCAAGUUACAAAGAUUUUUUCUGAGCUCUUCCAAAUGUGUCAAACACAUUGUGGAGUUGUUUCUGGCUCAAAUCAAGAUGAGGUUCAUAAAGAUUACUAUGUCAAUGCUAUAACUCCUUAUCAGCCUGACUGUUGAUCAAUGAUCUUUGAGAUUGUAACGUCAAAGUUAUUCUCCUUGGAGAUUUUCAGUUUGAGUCCUUCUCUUGCUGAAUUAGGUGACACAAUGAAAAGCCGCUACGUUCAGGGUUCUUCGGGAUUAUGAACCGGGUGUGGAUUGGACAUUUGUAUACUCUGUUGUAUACUCUAUCACAAGUGACGUCCAUCACCCAGCUUUGAUUGGUCUGCCAGUGAGAGGAGUGUGCCCCAAAGAGAACAAAAACUGACCUCUGAUAGCGUAACUGUAACAAAGGGCUAAUCUCCAUCUGAAAAAACAAAACACCACACGGAAAUGAAGUGAAAAAUAUGAACAUUAUUUAAUAACUGAUUCUCUGUAAUAAACAAUUUGAAAAUAUUUUACAAGGAGUCACAGACACAAUAUUUUACAAAUUAUGCCCUCUUCUUUUUUUUUUUUUUUUUUAGCUUCAUCUGUACAAAAGAAUGGAGCGACAUGGACCAGUGCCCACAAAAAAGAAGGAGCUAAAUCUUCCACGCACACCAACAUUCACACUCACACG